Messenger RNA from Paramecium tetraurelia, 255 nucleotides. RefSeq lists its product as uncharacterized. The record is from RefSeq and is a predicted model, not a curated record. Lineage: Eukaryota; Ciliophora; Oligohymenophorea; Peniculida; Parameciidae. The transcript has a single exon.
AUGGUAUUUCUGCUUUUGGUUGCAUUUGAUAACACCUGCUAUUUCAUAAUUGUUUGCUACACCAAUGACUUUUAUUGGGGAUGCUAUCAUGAUGAGGAACUCCCUAUUAUAAGUGUUGUUGAGACAUAAUCGUUUAGUUUUGCAAAGAACAGUGUAGAAAGCUCAACUGAUUAAUAAAGUAUUUAAUUUAAGGAUUAAAUUAGAAAGUCAAGAGGAGAAUCCCUCUCCUUAUUUUGGUAUCUGAAACAGAAGUGA